Molecule: messenger RNA, 1796 nt
Organism: Apis cerana (Asiatic honeybee)
Lineage: Eukaryota; Metazoa; Arthropoda; Insecta; Hymenoptera; Apidae
Source: RefSeq, a predicted model, not a curated record
GCGCCAACGCAUUCGAGUCAGUUCGUUCGGCUGCACGACAUCGCGACCACCGCGCGGUCGUCCAUACGCUUCCUUCGAUUUCAAAUUGAAACACGGGUAUCGUCACACGAAUCGAUCCAUUUCUUUCAUUUCAUCCUCGAAUCGAUACGUUUCCAAUUUCCCUUCUUUUUUAUCUCAUCUACUCCGGCAACGAUAUCGAAAAGUGUCAUCGAACCGUGUCACAUUCUCCCUAAAAAAAAAAAAAAUCUCCCUUAAUUUGGUAAACGAGUGACCUAGACAGUUUUCACCUACAUCGAUCGUAAGUCGUCGACCAACGUAUUAAAACUCCGCUCACGCGCUCACCGGUGGUCAUGAUUACCAGAUAUCGAUGUUGCGAUAUAUUUUUUUUAAUAUUCUGCCUCCUCCUUCGGGGUCCCGAUCACGUAUACGUAAAUGGGCAUGGCCGCCUCAUGGAUCCGCCUGCAAGAAACAGCAUGUGGCGCUUUGGAUAUCCGAAUCCUGUAAAUUAUAACGACAAUGAACUGUUCUGCGGCGGAUAUGCAGUUCAAUGGGUGCAAAAUAAGGGUCAGUGUGGCGUUUGCGGUGACGCAUAUCACUUGAAAGAGCCGAGACCCCACGAAGCGGGUGGCGAAUAUGCGAAAGGCACAAUUGUUAGACAUUACACGGUUGGACAGGAUAUCGACGUCGAGGUUGAGCUUACGGCGAAUCAUUUAGGCAGAUUCGAAAUGUAUCUUUGUCCGAAUAACAAUCCAAGAAACGUGGCGACUCAAGAAUGCUUCGAUAGGUAUCCAUUGUAUAUAUCCGGAACCCGGGAUGUUCGAUUCGAGAUACCCGAAGAUAGCGAAAGAAAAGCUAUAUUUCGAUACAAGGUAACUUUACCUGCCUACGUCACCUGUACACAAUGUGUCAUUCAAUGGAAUUAUUACACUGGUAAUAUGUGGGGUACUUGUGAAAAUGGAACCGAAGCCAAUGGAUGUGGAAGACCAGAGACGUUUAGAAAUUGCGCCGACGUGAGCAUCAUUACUAGUACAGCUGGGGUACCUCCCCUCUUCGUACAACAAGACAAUCCCUUUUUGCUCUAUUACAAAGAUUAUCGUUCUCCCAAUAAUAUAUUCCCACUUGUCGUCAGAUCUCAAGUGUGUGUGCCUACCUCUCUUUAUCGGCGUAUUCCAGGAAUGAACGAUUGGUGUCAAACCAAUUGUCUUCGCUAUCCACCAAAUUGUCCACCGACUAUAUGUCAAUGCCCGGAAGUGUGCGACGCGAUCGGAGAUAUCGGUGGAAAAGACGGUGCGAGCGUCUAUUGUAUGGAUAAGUGCCUGGUUUAUCCACCCAAUUGCCCGUCUCAACGUUGCCGUUGUUAUUGAACAAAUUUCAAUAAUUAUAUACGCGUCAUCGCGUGAUGAUUCGAUUUCGAAUCAUCGCAUCUAUCGAUUGCGAGUAAUUUAUCGUGCAUUCACAUACAAUGGAUAACAAGAUUUCCCUUUUUCGAUAACAAUAAGCGUAAACGAGAAUAAAAAUGAAAGAAGCGUCCUUAAACAUUGUCGUUAUUCAAUGCGUGAUUUGUCAAAUUAUUAUCGGAAAUAAUAUGUACGUAUGUUCGAUAUAUUCGUUGUCGAUCAAUUUUUCAGUUUUUUUCGAUAAACACGCGACUGAGAUCGUUUGAGAUCGAACAACUUCCGUAUAGUUGGGUAUUAACCCGUUAAAAAUAUAACUAGUUAAAAAUUUUCGUAUAACCUCGGCCGUUUCACACUACAGUUAUUCUAUGUUUCGAACAAUAAAUUAUUGAAGUAACUUUA